GCCACGAAAAGCUCAGUCGCCCGCGAGCUGUGCUCGAGUGCACAUCUCGGAUUUUCUGUGUGAGUGCCACGCGUGUCUCGUCUCGACAUGUGACUCCUCCGUGACUCGUCCGUGAGACUACCUGACAUCUUCUUCUCUUUCCUCAUUUUCUUUUUCCUUUUCUUUCUUCCUCGUGCAUUUUUGCUUCUUUUCCUUUCCUCACGACGACGUGCGGUGGUGAGAUGAGGUGAACGCGCGCAUCUUUUACACAAGGAUUCAAGAGAAGGGUGCUUCGCGCAUCGAAAAAUGUAUCGCUUGACGAUGCUGCUGAUAACAACGAUCGCGACGAUUCUCGCGCCGGCCGUCGCGAAUCCCUUUCUUGAUGCAGCGCAAGAGAUGUCCUGCUGCUCGCUGGCUGCUGGCUCCUGCCGGAGUGUUUGCUCCAAGAUAUCCUUGGUAGUCUUGGGUGCCGAGAUCGAAGCGAGGGAAAAUGCUACUCAACGUCUACUGGAGUUUUGUUCCGUGGAAUUGGUAAAUUUUUGGUCAUGUGUGAACACGACGUUAAAUGAUCUUAAACGGAAUGAAAAUUGGAUGGGUCGGGGAUGUUGCCGUCUCGCUCAGAAUCCAACAUGUCGCACAACUUGUGCCCUAUCUGGUUCCAAAAAUGAUCUGAGCGAGUCCUGCCGACCAAGUGACGAACCUGAGUUUUUCUUCUGUCUGGAAAAGCGUGAGGAGGUCGAACGAUGCUGCGACAAUGUUUCCAAUGAUACAUGCAGAACUAUCUGCAAGGACAUCUUUUAUAAGCCCAGCAACUUGAAGUCUACUCAGUCUAAUUUGAAGCUAUACAGCAGCAAAGGUUGCUUUCAUCAGAUUCCCAACUGCCUGAAGAACGUAGCCGAAGUGAAACACGCCGAGGAUCCGAAACAACAUUUGCAUUGUUGCGAGGAAGCCACGACUCCUGUAUGCCGGGAUGCGUGUCGUAAAACUCUUCACUCUGCGACAACCGACCAGGAAAUUAUGGACGGCCUGGCGGAGAACUGUAGCCCCGUGUUACCUCAAUCGCCGAUGUGGAGUUGCCUGCUGAAAUCGGGCUCGAGCAAGCCGGCGCGUUUACCUUUGGAUGCUGGUAAAUUGGCGUGCUGUACAAAAGCGACGAGGCCGUUCUGUCAGAAUUUGUGCUGGCGAGCCUUUCAAGCAGACUGGGAAAUCGCCUGGCUACAAUUAGAUGCACUGUGCCUCUCGUCCAAUUCAGAGGGUGAAUUAAGAAGAUGUCUCGAAGACGCGGAUGACUCCUGUGAGAUGGGCUGUUCUGGAUUAUCUUAUUGUGCGCGGUUUAAUGAUAGACCUACGACUUUGUUCAGAACGUGCACGACGGCGGCUGACAACGCGGCCAAGUGGGAAGCUGACCAUUGGUCCAGAGGAAGCAUUAUUCGCGGAUUAGGUGUACCUGUGCGUGCUGCCGCUUCUUGUCCAGCGGAGACUCUGCGUGCGGCAGCCUGUCUUUUGCAGUUGCGGCCUUGCGAAACCAGAGUUCACGAGACGCGGCUUUGCCGCGAAGAUUGUUUGGAACUGAUGGCGAGCUGCGUGGACUGGAGCGCGAUCACCGGACCUCAUACAGCGGCUACCUUGUGCGCCAAAUUAUCGCCAGGCAGGCCGGACGCGCCAUGUGUCUCGUUACGACCGUUCCUGGAUGAUCCGCAAGACGACGAGGCUGUGAUCCAUCCUGAUGAGGACAUCACGACGCCCUGCAAGCCGAAUCCUUGUCCGCAAGGCCAGCUCUGUAUGCUUCAACCGAACGGCGCCAAGAUCUAUCGUUGUGUGCCAGCUUGCUCCCUCGGCGAAAUGUCGAAGCAAUUGAUUCCAGUCGGAUCUUGGAUCCAGAUUCCGCGAUUUGAUCAGCAGGGUUGUCUGAAGAUAUGCCAAUGCACGACGCACGGCCUGGAGAAAUGCCGUACGCUCAACUGCUUCGAUUUCAAAUCUUGCUGGGUGCACGAUCGGUUUAUCCAGCAUAAAGCCAACUUCUACCUCGAGUGCAAUCCCUGCCAUUGCUUCGAGGGCGAGUUCACGUGCUCUAAGAGAAGCUGCGGCGAACCGCGCGCAUCUUUGCCCUGUGAUUGUCCAGCACAUUACGUUCCAGUCUGCGGCAGACUGGGCUUCACCUUCGCAUCGGCUUGCCUGGCAAAAUGCGCCGAGCUGUCAGCCACCGAGGUAGAUUUUGGCAGUUGCUCCAGCAGAAAUCCUUGUAUACCCAAUCCCUGUGACAGUUCGGAAAGAUGCGUCCGCAGACCUAGGAUCUGCCUGUCGGGUUUACACAAACCGUGCCAGCAGUACGAGUGCGUGGCAAUAGAUUGCAAUCCACGCGAUGAGUCCAGCGGACCCGUUUGCGAUCGAGAGAAUCGCCAAUAUCCCUCCGUGUGUGCGAUGAUUCGAGCUGAAGCUACCAUGAAUUACAGAGGGCCUUGUUUGAAAGGAUGCAGCCUUCGGGGCCCAGUGUGCGGUAUCAACGGCGAGGUCUACACUAACGAAUGUGCGGCUUGGGCCGAGGGAGUCAGCGUGGAUUAUUCAGGUCCUUGCGUUGCCGUCGGUCUCAUAGGAGACCAGGCGAAACCUCGUUGCGGUGACGCCGUGCAAUGUCCUGCUUUGGUGGAGCCGUAUUGUAUCGGGGACCCACCCGGUGCUUGUUGUCCUGUUUGUGGAGGAGCAGCGAAAUUGUUCUAUUCGAAAAAACAGCUGGAAAGGAUUUAUUACACGAUGAACGAAGAAGCUGAUAAAGAUUCAGUCACCCUGGAAGCUCUUCUAAUCGCUCUGGGUCGUCAGCUGCAAGUAGCGCAAUGUGUUGUUCGUGGUAUGAUGACGCCCGAUCGCGACAUCUUCAUCAUCGUACAACCUACGACCAAGAAGGUAUCAGCAUUGCAACUGCGAGCUUGCGUAACAGAAACGGAGAAACUCGUCACCAGGAUUUCAGAGAGGAGUCCUCGAAUCGCGGCAGAAGUACCUCUCGGUUCAUUGACCAGAGCUGAAAUAGCUCACGGUUACGUUUCUAGUGCCAUGAACAUUCGGGCUUGGCUCGCGAUGAUUGUUAUUACCAUCUUUUCGCUAAAUGUUUUAUCUUGAAUUACGAUCAUGCCAAAAGGAAAAUGAGAUACAUCGCUUAUCCUGUCCGAAAUAUUUAAUGAUGCAUUUCAAUCGCGUGAACUGAAUCCGAGAUUUAGGAAUAGUUGCAGCUAUGAACGAUUAAUCUUAUUUUCUACUGCGUCCUUAGUGCUGAAAGCAUUUAUUUACCUAAUCGCGAUGUCAUUCGCGGCGACGAAUGUCUACAGCGUGUCUCGUGUCUGUGAUUCUUCUAGUGCCUUCUAAUAGCGUACAGCAGAAUGUAUUUUUAGUUAUCAAUUAAUACUACCAAAGAGGAAAAAAUAUAUAUCGAGAGUGGAUGUACAAAAAAAUAUAGGAUUUUCUGCGCGCGUAAUUCAUAAUUUCGUUGCGGACAAUCGAAAACUGCUCAUUAUAAGUUGUAAAUAAAAAGACUCCGUAAACUUAAGUUAUAUAUUAGUCCGCGUACUGAUCGACAUUAGCAUUAUCGUGUGUUCACAUAUGUGAUUUUUAUGCAAAGACUCAAGUAAAUUUUAUUCUUUCGAAUUAUGUUAUUAAUUUUUUAUCGAUAAAGAAAAACAGGAUUUUGUUAAUAAUAUAACUUCCAUAAAUGAUUUUUCUGGCAUAUGCUGAGUGCUCAGUCAAAUUUUCAUUUUGUAUCAUGUAUAGAUAAAUUAAGAUAAUAGAUAUCGUUAAGAGGACAAUGUGGAUGAUCGCAUUUUAUUUAUAAAUCUGCAAAAAAAAA
Molecule: messenger RNA, 3814 nt
Organism: Pogonomyrmex barbatus (red harvester ant)
Lineage: Eukaryota; Metazoa; Arthropoda; Insecta; Hymenoptera; Formicidae
Gene: Reck
Product: reversion-inducing-cysteine-rich protein with kazal motifs
Biological process (GO): extracellular matrix organization
Cellular component (GO): plasma membrane
Molecular function (GO): protein binding; metalloendopeptidase inhibitor activity
Source: RefSeq, a predicted model, not a curated record